Messenger RNA from Sardina pilchardus (European sardine), 5897 nucleotides. RefSeq names its product sterol regulatory element binding transcription factor 1 (gene srebf1). Lineage: Eukaryota; Metazoa; Chordata; Actinopteri; Clupeiformes; Clupeidae. Gene Ontology annotation, biological process: regulation of transcription by RNA polymerase II. The transcript has 19 exons. Gene Ontology annotation, molecular function: RNA polymerase II cis-regulatory region sequence-specific DNA binding; protein dimerization activity; DNA-binding transcription factor activity, RNA polymerase II-specific. Bases 740 to 4285 code for a protein of 1181 amino acids. The record is from RefSeq and is a predicted model, not a curated record. Gene Ontology annotation, cellular component: nucleus.
ACCACGUUUUGGGGAGAAACCAAAAACUUUGUAAACAAACUAUCGCAUUGAAAUUACAAAGCGUGUUUUAGUUGUCAUCCAAAAUUACAAUUAUGAACAUAAUUCGUAUUACUCAAUUCGCCAAUAAUUUGCCUGACAACACAACCGUAAUAUCUCACAACACGAAAUACAUGAGAUCACUACUCAGCAGGCCGAAACUAACAAACGUGCGCAGUGUUAACUGGUGCAUUCACCAUGCGUUGCAAAGUUCUAAAUGACUGUAGAGGAGAAUAUGUAAUCAUUAACAUGUAAUACAUAAGACACCGAAAAAGCCCUUUGUCUAGCCUAGCAUGUCGCUGUGUUUUCAGUCCAUCCUCGUAUCGGAAGCAUCUGCAGCGUGAAGUGCACGUUGAUUGGUUAAUACCGAUGUCCGUCACCGAUUUCGCAGGCCUCCUGGGUUUGCCUGGCCCCCGCGCGUAAUCAUGCUAGUGCACUCUUUCAACUCUCUGUUUAGACAAGUUUCCCUUGUGUGAUAGCUAGCAGGAAUGAAGAUGGUAAAGGACAGAUAGUUGACAGAUCAACAACAAGUUGGAUGUCACCCAUGUUUUUCUUUAACACGUUAUAGGACGUCUUAGCAUGUUUUUCGAAAUGUCAGCAUAACUUUUAAUCGCAGUAACGUUACGUGGAUUAUUGUAUGGCAUAAACCUUGGAUUUGUGACUGAGUCAGCUUGUUGGCUAACGCUGUUUUGGAACUGUGAAAAUGAAUAACCUGUCGUUUGACGAUCCCUCGCUGGAUCAUUUGGAUCCAAGUAUAUCACUGAAUGAUCCCAGUGAUAUUGACACAGCUCUUCUGAACGAUAUUGAUGAUAUGCUUCAGCUCAUCAAUAACCAGGACAUGGAGUUUGGCAGCCUGUUCGACCACCCGCAGUUUGGCUCGGGGCCCCCCCUCGCCCCGGACCCACCAGCACUGUCCCUCACCAGCACCACUCUGUCGGCCCCCGCCUCCUCGUCCGUGGUCCCCUCCUCGUCCACCACCUCCUCCAUCCUGAGCAGUAGCCCCCACCUGGACGCCCUGCUCGGGCCCCCCAUCUCGCGCAGCUCCGCCUCCCCAGAUAAGCUCUUCCAGCCGCCCACCUUCCAGCAGUCCCCUCUGGCCCAGGUGGCCCCGGCACCUGCCCCGGCUCCUGCCCCGGCAGCUGUGCGCCCCAUGCAGACGGCAACCCUCCAGAUCCAGCCUGCCAGCGCGCUGGCACCGGUGUCCGCUCCAGGCCCCUUGCUCGUGGGGAAGACGACGGCCUACAGUCCCCCCAACACCCAACCCCUCUUCAGUUCUCCCUCAACCCCCCAGCCACAACUACAACAACCACAGCAACCACAACAACAACAACAACAACAACAACCACAACAACAGCAGCAGCAGCAGCAGCAGCUGAUCUACACUAGCCAGGCUGCAUACCAAGCGGUGAACCAGGGCAGCCCAGCGCAGAUGGCUACUGGCCUGCCCACCUCGUCCCAGAGCGUCCAGUCAGUGACCUUCCAGGCCCACGUGCAGAGCUCCCCCAUGUUCACCACCGCCUCCAGCACACCCACGCAGACCAUCUCCCAACACGUGCAGCAGGUCCCUGUGCUGCUGCAGCCCCAGUUCAUCAAGGCCGAGUCUCUGCUGCUCACCACCCUCAAGCCAGACUCCUCCGGCACCAUGGUGACCACCGUGGCCACACCCUGCACCACCCUCACCUCCACCACCUCGCCAAUCCAGAGCACUUCACUGCAGGCCCUGAUGAGCGGAGGCACCAUCCUCACCACGGUCCCGCUCGUCGUGGACACGGAGAAGCUGCCCAUCAACCGCAUCGCCAUCAGCGGCAAGCCCGGCUGUGUGCCGCACAAGGGCGAGAAGCGCACGGCGCACAACGCCAUAGAGAAGCGAUACCGCUCCUCCAUCAACGACAAGAUCCUCGAGCUCAAAGACCUGGUCGCUGGGACCGAGGCCAAGCAGCUCAAUAAGUCCGCAGUGCUGCGCAAGGCCAUCGACUACAUCCGCUACCUGCAGCAGUCCAACCAGAAGCUCAAGCAGGAGAACAUGGCUUUCAAGAUGGCCACCCAGAAGAACAAGUCGCUGAAGGACCUCGUGGCCAUGGAGGUGGACGGCCCGAAGGUGGAGGUCAAGAACGAGCUGCCCACUCCUCCGCCCUCCGAGGGCGGCUCGCCCGACAACAGCCCCUUCCCCCACUCCAGCAGCGACUCGGAGCCCGACUCCCCCAUGGUGGAGGACAGCAAGAUGGAGCGUGCUGGGUCGGGCAGUGUGGGGAUGCUGGACCGUGCCCGCAUGGCCCUGUGUGUCUUCACCUUCCUCUUCGUCUCCUUCAACCCGCUCUCCGCGCUGCUGUGUGGGGCCGAUCUCAGCUCCUCCGCUGCGGCUGGCGGCCACGGCGCGGGCAGGAACAUUCUGGGCGCGGACAGUGCAGCGGAGUCGCAGGGCUGGCUGGACUGGAUGCUGCCCACCAUGCUGGUGUGGAUGCUGAACGGGGUGCUGGUGGUGGGGGUGCUGGUGCGGCUGCUGGUGUACGGAGAGCCGGUCACCCGACCCCACUCCGGCUCCUCCGUGCUCUUCUGGAGACACCGCAAGCAGGCCGACCUGGACCUCGCUCGGGGUGACUUUGCGCAGGCCUCCCAGAACCUGUGGACGUGCCUGAAGGCGCUGGGCCGCCCGCUGCCCAUCUCUCAGCUGGACCAGGUGUGCGCGGCGCUGUGGGCCGGCCUGAGGCUGUGCCUGCAGCGUCUGUGGGUGGGCCGCUGGCUGGCCGGGAAGGCCGGGGGACGCCUGCGCCACGACCGCCCCCUGCAGGAGGACGCGCGCAAGAGCAGCCGCGACGCCGCCCUGGUCUACCACCGCCUGCACCAGCUGCACAUGACCGGUAAACUGUGCGGCAGCCACCUCGAGGCCAUCCACAUGGCCCUGAGCGCGGUCAACCUGGCGGAAUGUGCCGGAGACUGCCUGCCCGUGGCCACGCUGGCCGAGAUCUACGUGUCCGCCGCCCUGCGCGUCAAGGCCAGCCUUCCCAGGAUCCUUCACUUCACCUCACGAGUGUUCCUGAGCAGUGCCCGGCUGGCGUGUCUGUCCCCCAGUGGUAGUGUCCCUCCAGCCAUGCAGUGGCUCUGCCACCCCCUGGGCCACCGCUUCUUCGUGGACGGGGACUGGACGGUGCGCAGCUCCCCCCGCGAGAGCCUCUACAGCCAGGCCGGAAACGCAGUGGACCCACUGGCCCAGGUGACCCAGGCCUUCCGGGAGCACCUGCUGGAGAAGGCGCUGUACUGCGUGGCUCAGCCCCGCGGGGAGAAGCCCACCAGCGAGGGAGAGGGUGAGUACUCUGACGCUCUGGAGUACCUGCAGCUGCUGACCAACGCUUCAGAUGCCGCUGGAGCCACGACGCAGUGCUUUGCCAUCGGCUCCAACAUGGCUACUGUUACAGGCUGUGACCCACACUCCAAGUGGUGGUCAUCUGUGGCCAUCGUGUUCAUCAACUGGCUGCAGGGAGACGACGCAGCUGCCGAGAGACUCUACCCAGCCGUGGAGCACCUGCCACGCAGUCUACAGGCGGCAGAGAGCCCGCUGCCCAAGGCAGCCCUGAGCGUGUUCCGGGCGGUGCGCACCCUGCUGGCCAGACCUGAGAACUACCAGCUGAGCCUGAGCUACUGCGAGAGAGCCAGCGGCCUGCUGAGAGACAGCCUCAACCUCGGGCCCCACUGCCACUGCAACGCCAUAGACAAGGUGGUGCAGCUGCUGCUGUGUGACCUGUUGUUGGUGACGCGCACUAACGUGUGGCGUGCGCUGCAGAGCCAGAGCGCCCCGGCGCCAGCGUCCCCCAGCGCCGCCUCCCCGCAGGCCUCUCCGGCCGAGCUGCACGGCUUCCAGCAGGACCUCAGCUCCCUCAGGAAGCUCGCGCAGACCUUCCGGCCCGCCAUGCGCAGGUUGUUCCUGCACGAGGCGACCGCUCGCCUGAUGGCCGGGGCGAGCCCCACGCGCACACACCAGCUCCUGGACCGCAGCCUGCGCCGCCGCACCACUCCUGGAGCCAAGACAGAGGAGGAGUGUGAGACGAGGCCCGGUCAGCGGGAGCAGGCGGAGGCGGUGAUGCUGGCGUGCCGCUAUCUGCCGCCCUCCUUCCUGUCGGCGCCCGGGCAGCGCGUGGGCAUGCUGGCCGACGCCGCCCGCACCCUGGAGAAGCUCGGGGACAAGCGCACCCUCCACGACUGCCAGCAGAUGAUCAUCAAACUGGGCAGUGGCACCACCGUCACGUCCACCUAAAACACCGCAAAACUCUCCCUCUCCCUCCCUCUCUCACACACACACACAUACACACUUUCACACAGACAUGAGUCACUUGGACAAAUGCCAUGUAUGAUAAACAAACACACACACACACCACACCAGUGGAGCAAGUACACACACACACACACACACACACUCUCUCACACACUCAGACCCACAGUUCCAUGGUGACAGUUGUUUCUUGACGUUAUUUGGGUACAUGGCCUUUGCUGUUUGUAGCGAUGAGUUCAACCUAUAGGUGAGGGUGUGUCUCCUGCCCUUUUCUCUUUGUCUUCAGUACCCCGUCAGACAUUUUCACACUCGCCAGCCCCUGCUCUGAUAAGACCUCCAGAUAGAAUGUUAUCACCAUGUAAUAAUAAUGAUUAUUAUUAUCAUAUAAAAAGAAACGUUUGCAUUUUUAUAUAUGACUUUCUAUGUAAUCAUAUUUAUAGCUUCCCUUGAAAAACAGAAUUGGGUUGGUUUUGAUGUUUUUUUGGGCUGCUGAGAGCUGCACUGUAGUGUCAUGCUCUGGCCACUGGGUGGCGUGUUGAUGACGGUGGCUGAACUGGCACACGGACGCCGGAGUUGAGAAUGUUGAGUGCUCUCUGGAGGGGCGUGAACAACCCCCCCCCCCCCCACCCCCCUCCUUUUCCAUAGCCGCACGACAAAAUAUGGAUCUAGAUGCACAUACGUAAGCAGUCUGUCUUUCUUUCUUCUUGUUGGUGUUUGUUUACCUGUGUAGCAACAGGGCGGCGGACGCACAAUAAGUACAGAUAAACAUUUCGUUUCUGUAAAGGUUGAUCUUGAAGCGCAUCUGCACUACUUUUUUUUUUGCCAGGAUGAUUUCAACAUGACGAGUUGAGGCUUUACGUUUCUUUUUGUUUUUGCUCAUUCAGAAAUAGAAUAAUUUGUGUUUUUUUUCCUUUGUAUAUAUUUUAAAAGUGUAUUUAUAAGAUUGUGUAAAAGAAAAGGAUUCGGAUCAUCAGUGUUUCGCAGUAGUCUCUUAUGACCGAUGGGAGCUCUGGAAUUGGACCCGCGACAGUGUUACUUCUGAGAGCGAGAGAAAGGUCGUUUGGUGUCUUGCGGAAAUGUCUUUGAAAAGAUUUGAAUCCAAUUUGAGUAUUUAAAAGAUUUUUUGCACUAUAGUUGGAGAAGAAAAAACGUUGUUAGUGUCUUUGUAGCGUCCUCCGUGAGGAGGCCGUGGGCUGCCUUAGCCACGCGCAAGGUGUCAGGGUGUAGCUGGGAAGUGUGCCCCCUUUUAUCCCGACUGGACAGAUAACAUGAUUUGUACAUUUUGUUCAUGGAGUCGUGAUAUAUCCAAAGACAGUUUUGUUUUACAUGGAGAUUGGGGGAGGGGGGAAGGGCAGUAUCCAGACCAUGAGUAUCCCAAAUCAGCGCUUUGUUCAUAGACCUGUUGAAGUCUAAAGAGAUGAUAGCCCAUGUGACGUUGGUUUUCACAGGACAGCUCAUGUAGCCGGGCCGUUACCAGCUCACGUUAACUUUUCUUUCGAUCGAGUGUCAACUGGAAAUAUUUACUGUAUAUCAUUUCCUCCCCUUCUACUGAUUUUACUCUUCAGAAUGUAAAUAAAAAUCUGUUUUUGUAACUAUU